ACCUUGAGAAAACCUAUUUCAGCCAUAAUUUCCUCCCAAUAGGGUCGUUUUUUGCUUGUUCCUCUCGAAGUGCCAUCACCAGGUUGUCUUAGCAUUCAGGCUAGUACGUACGUCGACCCUCGCUAAGCUUCGUGAACACUCCUUUAAAAUGGCUACGUGCACCUCGUGCUCGCUUUCUAGCCUUUCCGUUGCAUCUGGAACAGCUAGUCUCAGACGGCUUCAACGACCUGCAGCCGUCCCUGUCUUGCCGGCCCGGAGAUCAGUGGCUGUGCGAGCUGCGAAGCUUCCUGCAGGGGUACCGUCACCAAAGGUGGAGCCCAACAUUCCGAAGCCUUUCUGGGGAUUCACCGAGAAUGCGGAGACGUGGAACUCGCGAGCAGCCAUGAUUGGACUGAUUGGCAUCACCAUCGUUGAAGCGAUUGCUCGCAAAGGAAUCCUAGAGCUACUUGGAUUGGAGAUUGGCAACGGCUUGGAUCUUCCCUUCUAAAGAAUUGCCAUAAGCUUUUGACAACAGUUCUUACAGUUUUUUUUUCUCCCAAUAUUAUCUGCUUCUGAGAGUCUAUGUAAGUUUAUCAUGGCCACAACCAGCAGUGUCUGGAGCAUGCAUUGAGUAGUACGGUAUGCCAUAGACAGGUAUGGAGAAUCUUUUCAUUGAAGAAGAUGACCAUUACUUACCAGAUUCAUUAUGUACAUGUUUCCAAUUUUAGCCAGCCUCCAGUCCAGCCAAAAUUGAGCACAGCUCCUGCCCAGUGCAAUGCUCCAGAAAAAAAAGUUGAAGCAGCUAU
Messenger RNA from Closterium sp. NIES-67, 785 nucleotides. The record is from the annotation of a GenBank genome assembly. NCBI's taxonomy places the organism in Eukaryota, Viridiplantae, Streptophyta, Zygnematophyceae, Desmidiales, Closteriaceae.